UCGUUUAGCUGUGGACGCGCUAGCUAGUGUAGAAGAUCAGCAGCGAGAGAACGUGUGCUCUGUGCUUUGAUAUCGUUUUGAACACGUUUCAUCUCGAAACUCGAGUGUCGAUGAUCUGUAUGGAGGGGCUGAGAGUUGUGCCGCUGGAUGUGGUGGACUCAGACACACAGCGCUGUCGCGUGGGCCCUCAUCUGAUGUCCAGGCUGGGACUGCGGGUGGGCUCUCCGGUCCUCAUCGGGGUCAGGCAGGGGACAUGUCUCUGUGUCGCGUGGCCACGGCGAGACCUCGCGGAGGGAUACGUUCAGAUCAGCAGCCAGUGCGCCACACCAGACCUCAGCACGCAAACAUUUACCGGACUCACGGUGGACCCGGCACGGAUCAGACCUCUGAGCUGCCCCGAACUCACCUGCACCAGCGUGAAGGUAUUCCUGCGGAGUCUGAAACGCAAGAGACACGUCUGUGAGCUUUUACAGGAACUGCUGAGCGGUCUCUACCUGCACGAGGGUCAUUUGGUUGAUCUGUCUCAUUCAAACACUGAGAUCAGGUUUGUUCUGGUUGAGCAUGUUAACUCGGGCGCGCACACAGCUGGUUUGGUGACAGACAGAACCCGUGUGGACGUGAGCGCGGUUCAGAGCGCCAAACACUUCCAGAAUCAGCAGCGGGUCUCAGAUCUGUCUCUGGGGGGUCUGGAGGACGUUUACGCGUCAUUAAAGGAGAUGAUCGUCUUUCCUCUGCGGUACCCUGCUUCUUUACAUCGACUCGGCCUGUCCUGCCCACGGGGGCUGCUUCUGAUCGGACCGCCCGGUGUGGGAAAGACAUUACUGGUGCGCUGCGUGGCGAAAGACGUCGGCGCCAGGUUAGUGACUGUAAACGGGCCUGAAGUCACGGGGUCUCGACCGGGCGAGAGUGAAGAGAACCUGCGGCGGAUGUUUGAUCGGGCCCGGGAGGCGGCAGAGGAGGGCUUGUGCGUUCUGCUCAUCGAUGAGAUCGACUCUCUGUGUCCGAAGCGAACGAGCGGCAGCAGCGCACCGGAGAACCGACUGGUCGCUCAGCUGCUGACGUUAAUGGACGGAAUCGGCAGUGACGAGGGUUUCGUCAUCAUUGGAGUCACGAACCAGCCGGACGCUCUGGAGCCGGCGCUCAGGAGACCCGGCCGGUUCGACAGAGAGGUGGUCAUCGGUGUCCCGCUGCUGCUGCAGAGGCGCAGGAUUCUGGAGUGCGUGUGCCAGCAGAUGCCGCUCUCCUCAGACGUUGAUCUGAGCGCCGUCGCUGAAAUGACCUGCGGUUACGUGGGAGCGGAUCUGAGCGCGCUCAGCAGAGAGGCAGCGCUGCAGGCCAUGCGACAUUCACAGGCAGGAGUCGCUGAGCGCGUGGAGAUGCGACACUUCAUGGCGGCGCUGCGGCAGGUGCGGCCCUCGUGUCUCAGGAGCAGCAUAGGAGCGACUGACUUUAAACCUGUCAGCUGGGAGCAGAUUGGAGGACUAGAGGAGGUUCAACUCAAACUCAAGCAGAGUAUCGAGUGGCCCAUGAGGUUUCCUGAAGCAUUCGUGCGGAUGGGUAUCUCUCGGCCCAGAGGAGUUCUGCUGUACGGACCGCCGGGCUGUGCUAAGACCACGCUGGUGAAAGCGGCUGCAUCUUCAUCACGCUGCACCUUUCUGUCGGUCAGCGGGGCCGAGAUCUUCUCUCCGUAUGUGGGAGACUCGGAGAAAACCCUCACACAGUUGUUUGUUCAGGCACGAGCGUGCGCCCCCUCCAUCGUGUUCCUGGAUGAGAUCGACAGUAUUGUGGGUUCUCGAUCAGACGGCAGUUCCUCUCACAGCGUGCAGUCGCAGGUUCUGUCUGUUCUGCUCACUGAGUUAGACGGAGUUGGAUUUCGAAGCGUGGAGAGACGGAGCGGUAGCAGAAAAAUGCGUCAGUUAGAGAGCGGAGAACAAGAGCCAGACGAACUGCAUCAGAUGGAACUUCAGGAGGUGUGUAACAAAGAUGUUUUGAUCGUGGCUGCCACUAAUCGAGCAGACGUUCUGGACAGCGCUCUGCUCAGACCCGGCCGACUCGACCACAUUAUAUACGUACCCCCUCCAGACAUUGAGGCUCGUGAGGCGGUCCUGCGCGUGUGCACUGCACGUGUUCCGCUGCAUCCUGACGUGUGUUUGAGGGCUCUAGCUGAACUAACAGAACGCUUCUCUGGAGCGGAUCUACAAAACCUGUGCAAAGAGGCUGCUCUCGUGGCUCUGUGUGAGGACGGUUUCACUGUUUCCUGCGUGAGACACCGACACUUCCUGAAGACUCUUCACAGUUUAACUCCGUCACUGACUCCUGACCAACUUCAGCAGAACAUCCACCUGUCUGUCGGUUCAUAAAAACAUCAUUCUGUGCCACUCUUAUGUGUGUAACUGUUGCGUGUUUUGAAAGAAUCGCUUCACCGACUGCUGGUUAGAUUUAAAGUGAUGUCAAAUACUUGGAUUUUUCAGUAUUCAAUAUUGAUUUAUUCAAGCGGAUGAAAACAUCACUUUUUUGAACACGUCAUCACUUCACAGGAGUUUUUUCGAACGAGGCGCAGUUUUUGCUCUACACGGAAUAUCCGCGGAAGUAUCUGAUUUUGCUGAUGGUUUGUUUUAUACACUAAUAAUAAUAAUAAUAUUAUGGUAGUCCAGGGGUGACACCUGGUACAAAAAUAAACAGUCCAAAAAUAAAAGCUUAUCCUAUUUUGUUGUUUCCUAGUAGAAGCCAGCAGGAUGUGCCGGUUUGUUGGGGUGGUGUUUGCUCCGCCCCUCCUUUAUUGUGAACAGUAGCGUAGCCAGAAAAGAGACUCUGGGUGUGCAUCUGAAAAACUGGGUGUGCCACAUUUUUUAACAGAUUAAAGUGCAAAAAACCCAACUCUGCAUAUAACGUUACAGAAUACACUAGGCUGAUGUGUAAAACUAAACUCGCCACCAGGGCUCUAGACUAACAUUUUGCACUGGUGCGCCUAACUUUUUCUUAGGUGCACCAGCACAAAAGUUAGGUGCACCCAAAUUUUCGACCACAUCGCAUUUAAGGGGCAGUCGUGGCCUAAUGGUUAGAGAGUCGGACUCGUGACCGGUUCGAUUCCCAGGGCCAGCGGGUAACAACUGAGGUGUCCUUGAGCAAGGCACCUGACCCCUACAUGCCCCCCGGGCGCUGCAGUGAUAGCUGCCCACUGCUCCGGGUGUACGUGUGGUCACCACUUGCUGUGCGUGUGUUCACUACUCUCUGGAUGGGUUAAAUGCAGAGGUCACAUUUCGGGUAUGGGUCACCAUAUCUGACUAAUAGGUCACUUUCACUUCACUUUAACACCGCAGUUCUACCAGUUCACUUUUUUUAAAUCGCUGUCCAUAAAGGCAAAAUUGACUUGUAAAUGAUUAACUAACAAUCUGGUCAACAUAAAGUUCUUUAUUUGAAGCACAAUUCUACAAGAAAGGUCACUUACUGAAGAAGUGUUGGUGCUUAAAGUGCUUCACUGAACUGAAACUUAAAACAUCUCAAGAUAAAUGGACCAGGGCUUGACAUAACCUGGGAGGUUGAUGGCUCCGUGUCAGAGCAUUGCUUAUGAUUUUCGGACGGAUCAGGCCUUAACUUAACAUUAUUCACGAAACAGUUGUCAAUCGUUCUUUUCAUCUUCUCUAAUCACCCGCGGCUACAUCCACUCUGUUUAACUGACGGGCCUGUAGGCUCCUCCCCUCUCUGUUUAACUGACGGGCCUAUAGGCUCCUCCCCUCUCUGUUUAACUGACGGUCCUAUAGGCUCCUCCCCUCUCUGUCUGACUGCAGCACACGCAUUUUCACAAGAACACACCAGAGGUUGCGCUAGACUUUUUUAUUGUCUGUUAUUUUGACUAACAGGCUCGUAAAAAAUCCGUCAUAAUCUAUUAUUACCCGUCACUACGGUGCAAGGUGGCGUUAGGUGGUAAUUAGUAUGUUCGUGACGUCAUCACGCUGUACUUGCGUCUUGGAACUUGUUGUAUUGUAAUAUAACUGAAUGCCCAAUAAAGCCGUUGUUGUUUAUAUCCAUCUAUAUAUUUAAUGUUUUAAUGUUUAUGUUCAUAUGUGAUUCGAUCUCCAACCCAGAUGCAAAUUUAUAUAUUACAGUUUUUGAUACCAUAUUCAAGCCCUUUCCAAAUCAGUUUUUAUUUUGCUCGUAACCUCGGGUAUGUAACAACAGUUAUGGCUGAGGUCGGCUGAAGCGCUAGGAUUUACAGGAACGGAAUUUGGAGGAAAACGGGUUUAAACUUAAGUGAUGAAAAUAAAAGCACAACAGUCCAGUAUCACAAGUAAAAGUCUCUUUAGAGUAGUAAAAGACUUACUCUAAUAACAAUUUAAUAAAAAAAAUAUUUCCUAGUGUUGAAGUCUAUAAAAAUACUGUACAAAACCGUUUGAAUAAAAGGAAAGUAAGGAAAAUGGUGCGGGCACACUUAAAGAACGAGAGCUCUGCCGUUAUCACUACACAAGGAAACUAACAAACAUUACGGACAACAACUAAUAAGCAGUGAAGCAAGUUUUACCUCGUUUAUCAUGUGCAUAGUGUCUGGACUCAUAAUCAUCCCUUGUAUGUUUUGCGAUCGGAUAACUCCCGGUGCUGCAGACGGGGAGCUCUGUCAUCUCACGAAAACAUUGUAUAAAACACUUUGCAUGCCGUAGUUUACACAGGACUGGCGGGAAAUGUGCAUUGAUACUCCUUCAUUCUUCAUGUUAUGUGGUUUACUUUGAUAGGUGAACUGUCUUUCCCGCGUCCCAGCGCGACAUCCGACGGGUUUUCCCAGAUCGCAUCACAUAUGUCCAGUCAGUAACAAUGACAGGUGAAAACACACACGUCCCUUCGCGAGCAUAUCACGCUCUAAUGAAGGGAAACGGGGAGUUACAAAUUGGCCUCAUAGUAAUCCGUCAAAAUGACGGUAAAAAAAUCUGUCACUUUCAGAGAAUUUUCGUUUAACGCGACCUCUGGUACACACAUACAGGAAAAUCUGGACCACGGCCAAUCAGAGGGGGGUCCGCCCUUCACUAUCUCUGAUUGGUUUAGACCACGAUAUGGGCCUAAUGUGUGUCUGUUUCAGAGUCGCGGAGAGUUUUUUUCUCCCUCGAACGGCUGGUGCGACCUCAGAUUUUUCUUAGUCGCACCAUUGAGAAAUAAGGUCGCACUCUAGAGCCAUGGACAUAUCUAUAGAAGCCCGUUUCCGCCAGGGUAGGGAAUUUUUUUUAGAUUUUAUAAGUCAUUAUUAUGACUUAGUAUCUCAUAAUAAUGACUUAAGUAUCUCAAAAUAAUGAGAAACUAAGUCAAAAUUUCGACUUAGUAUCUCAUAAUAAUGACUUAGUAUCUCAUAAUAAUGACUUAGUAUCUCAAAAUAAUGAGAAACUAAGUCAAAAUUUCGACUUAGUAUCUCAUAAUAAUGACUUAGUAUCUCAUAAUAAUGACUUAGUAUCUCAUAAUAAUGAGAAACUAAGUCGAAAUUUCGACUUAGUAUCUCAUAAUAAUGACUUAGUAUCUCAUAAUAAUGACUUAGUAUCUCAUAAUAAUGAGAAACUAAGUCGAAAUUUCGACUUAGUAACUCAUAAUAAUGACUUAGUAUCUCAUAAUAAUGAGAAACUAAGUCG
Messenger RNA from Triplophysa rosa, 5606 nucleotides. It is a transcript of the gene afg2b, whose product is annotated as AFG2 AAA ATPase homolog B. Gene Ontology annotation, molecular function: ATP binding; ATP hydrolysis activity. The transcript has 9 exons. The coding region runs from base 111 to 2360 and encodes 749 amino acids. NCBI's taxonomy places the organism in Eukaryota, Metazoa, Chordata, Actinopteri, Cypriniformes, Nemacheilidae. The record is from RefSeq and is a predicted model, not a curated record.